Molecule: messenger RNA, 1675 nt
Organism: Ipomoea nil (Japanese morning glory)
Lineage: Eukaryota; Viridiplantae; Streptophyta; Magnoliopsida; Solanales; Convolvulaceae
Exons: 9
Coding region: 348-1349 (333 amino acids)
Cellular component (GO): Golgi apparatus
Molecular function (GO): antiporter activity; UDP-xylose transmembrane transporter activity
Source: RefSeq, a predicted model, not a curated record
AUAGUAAUUACGAAGUUAGGCAGAUAACACGCGAUCCUAACUGAUCCGUUUCAGUUUCGGUUUGAGCUGGAUCACAGUUUUCGGCGAUUAGAGAAACGAGGUCGUUAAUGGCGCCAAAUCUCUCACGCGCAACCUGGACACUGUGAUUCACUCUCCGAAUUUCCAGAGUAAUUUAAACUAUUUAUUUACGCCCUGCCUCUCCUCCACAUCACUUCAUCACAUUUGACUCUGAAAUUCUGAUCGGAUCUGUGAGCCUUCGAGCCGACGGUGCAAUUCAAGCUGGUGCUGAGUUUGAGAUUUCGUCGUGUUCAGGAGGCGGGGCCAAAACACGAGGUGAAAGUGAAAGGAUGAGUGAGAGCAAGCAGUUUCAGCUAGGCACCGUCGGGGCUUUAAGCCUGUCCGUCAUUUCGUCGGUGUCGAUUGUGAUUUGUAACAAGGCGCUCAUGAGUACUCUACGCUUCAAAUUUGCUACAACUUUGACAAGCUGGCAUCUAUUAGUCACUUUUUGUUCCCUCCAUGUGGCACUCUUGAUGAAACUGUUUGAGCACAAGCCUUUUGACCCAAGAACUGUAAUUGGAUUUGGUAUUCUAAAUGGGAUAUCAAUUGGAUUACUCAACCUUAGCCUUGGUUUCAAUUCUGUAGGUUUCUAUCAGAUGACAAAGCUUGCCAUCAUCCCUUGCACUGUGCUGCUAGAGACGCUUUUCCUAAGCAAAAAGUUCAGUAGGAGCAUUCAACUUUCUUUAAUCAUCCUACUUUUUGGUGUUGGGAUUGCAACUAUAACUGAUUUGCAGCUAAAUGCGGUGGGCUCUAUCCUUUCACUCCUUGCAGUACUCACAACUUGCAUUGCUCAAAUUAUGACAAAUACCAUUCAGAAGAAGUUUAAGGUUUCUUCAACACAGUUAUUGUAUCAAUCUUGUCCUUACCAAGCGAUGACUCUAUUCGUCUCUGGUCCAUUUCUGGACAAGUUUUUGACCAGCCAAAAUGUAUUUGCUUUCCAAUAUACCCCGCAAGUGCUGGGAUUUAUUGUUCUGUCCUGCUUGAUAUCUAUAGUUGUUAACUUCAGCACAUUCCUUGUGAUUGGAAAGACAUCUCCAGUCACCUAUCAGGUUCUUGGUCAUCUGAAAACAUGUCUAGUAUUAGCUUUUGGUUAUAUGCUACUUCGGGACCCAUUUAACUGGAGGAAUAUUAUGGGGAUCCUGAUUGCACUAAUCGGGAUGGUUCUAUAUUCAUAUUACUGCACCCGUGAGGGUCUGAAAAAAACCGCUGAAGCUUCACCACAACUUCAGCCAAAGGAAGAUGAAUCCAUUCCCCUGGUACUCAUGGAAAAUGGCAGUACCCGUCAUAAGUGAUGUUGCAAUGCCCAUGGUCCUUGUUAGGAAAGUACUGGCCUUGAACAUAUGAGAAAAAACUAUGCACCAAAUUGUCGUGCAACUAUUUGAGAUAUGGUUAAGUUGACAGUAAAUGUUAUAGGCAGAAAGUUGUUCUAUAGAAGUAUAGAGUAACCUCAGUAACAAGGAACAACUUUCCCCGCGCUAUAUAUCAUUUGAAGUUGGUACAUUUGAUAUCACAGUGCUAUGUGUAGCAAAUGUGAACUAGAUUUUUCCAAACUCUUAUAAAUAUAGCUCAUUUUCUAGCAAUGUGUAGACAUUCGAUUCAGAAGGAUUUUUUAUUUAUA